CCCAGGGAAAUGCACGUGGUGGUGGUGGCAGCAGACGUGAUUUUGCUCUUAAGCAUGGGGUGGACCUCAGACUCUCUCUGCUCACCCACUGUGUUUUACAGAGACUGCUGGAUCCGACGCUUCCCGGGUCUCCUAAUUGAUCUGGAGGAGUCUCAGAAGCUGGGGGCCCAGUUCUUGAAGUAUUACACCGAGAGCACUGGUCAGAAGUGCAGUCAGAGCUGCUGUCUUAGGAAGGAUGUUUCCUGUAACUUGGCUGUCUUCUUCCACGAGCCUAUUCAUGGCGAUGUCAACUGCCUCCAUAUUCACUGCCCAACCCUGGAGAGCUGCGUAUUGGAGCCCGGAACCAGCGCCAUUUUGUACAACAUAACAGAUGGUAUAGAUCCAGAUUUGCUGGUUUUUGAACAAUCACUGCCCACAUAUCUAAAUACCCGUUCUUCAUCUAACAUACAGGAGAGACUAAGGAUUCUAAAAGCUAUGUAUUUAGAUGAACAACAAACGACCAUGAUGAACCAAAUGCUACCAUCAGUAGAGGCCCCAUCAUCAACCGCAUAUCAAGAUUUGUUUGCAACCACAAAUAAUACUAGGUAUUCCAAGGAAUUAACCACAGACUCUUGGGCCAGAUUCAUUUCUCUGAAUGACUCCAUUACCACAAACAUAAAUAUGGUGUCAGCCAGUACUGAGUUCAUCAACAAUCCAGAUAACAAGACUAUUUCUCCUUUCUUCGUGCCUAUAGACACAAAACUUUCUCAUAUGCCUGUUCCAUCCCAACUCAACAGUAGCAAACAAUCACUGAACAAAACCAAAGGGUACAACAGCAGAAACCGUACAUCUGAGAAUGAAGACACAACCCCUGAUGGGGCACCUGUGACUUCCAAGACGUGGUUGGUUCCUGUGGCCCUCUGCACCUCUGUCAUCUUUCUCUGCUGUUGUGUAGUCAGCCUGGCAUCUGGAUGCUGUCGAAAGCACCAGGGCCAGUAUAAACUAGGACAGAGAAAGUCAGGAUCCAAGCAAAUUAAAAAAUGUACCAUUCUGAAGGAGCGCUCUUAAUGGUAAAAGAGGUGUCAGCACUGUAAGCUUUUAAGAGUAUCAUUUUCAGUUUUCUGUAAGACGAGGGCAGUUUGGUUAAAAAUAAAUAAAUAAAAAGCACAGAUACCCAUUCUUACCGAUCUCUAAAGAAUGCCAAUGUUUGGUAAACAUAAUUGCUUUUUUGAUUAUUUCCAUUUUUUGAACAGUGUACCUUUUGCUGAAGUUCCAAAAUUCUGAUCUCUGCAGUUACUCAGCACCAUGUAAGAGAUAGUUUUAAGUGCUGUACAUGUAUUAACUUGUUGAUUCCUUGAACUCUGUGAGCUAAGUAUACUACUGUUAACUAUUAUACUGUUCUUAUCACAUAUUAGAGAUGAGGAAACUGAGGAAAGAGAGGCUAAGUAUCUUGCCUAAAGUCACACAGCUAGUAUGUAGCAAAGCCUGACUUAAUAGACAACAUGGUUC
Molecule: messenger RNA, 1488 nt
Organism: Kogia breviceps (pygmy sperm whale)
Lineage: Eukaryota; Metazoa; Chordata; Mammalia; Artiodactyla; Physeteridae
Gene: MANSC4
Product: MANSC domain containing 4
Biological process (GO): extracellular matrix organization; epidermis development; epithelium development
Cellular component (GO): plasma membrane
Molecular function (GO): serine-type endopeptidase inhibitor activity
Source: RefSeq, a predicted model, not a curated record